This is a messenger RNA of Fraxinus pennsylvanica, 855 nucleotides long. The record is from the annotation of a GenBank genome assembly. Lineage: Eukaryota; Viridiplantae; Streptophyta; Magnoliopsida; Lamiales; Oleaceae.
AUGAGUAAUAAUAUUGACGCUGAUAUGCAGAUUGAAUCUACGCGGGAAAAAGAUUAUGCUUUGCGUGGUAAAAUCAUGCUGAGUACAAUAAUUAUACUGUUUGGGGUGGUGAUUUUCUUGGCGAUUCUUCAUCUUUAUGCCAGAUGGUACCUGCUUCGUUUGCGCCGCCUUGAACUCCAGCGUCGCCGCCGUCACGGCCGCCGCCGCAGCCGCACUCAUAUUGUUUUCUACGUUGACAACAACCAGCCCAACUCCGCCACAGAUCACGGACUGGAGGCGGAGGUUUUGAAUUCUCUGCCGUUGUUUGCUUACUCCUCCAAGACUCAUCCGGAGGUGGUAGAAUGCGCCGUGUGCUUAUCGGAGUUUGAAGAGAACGAGACCGGCCGGUUUUUACCCAAAUGCAGUCACUCUUUUCACGUAGAGUGUAUUGAUAUGUGGUUUCGGUCACAUUCUACUUGUCCCCUCUGCCGGUCCCCUGUUGAACCGGUCGCCGAACCGGAGAAGAACUUGGCCGAAACAGUCAUCAGCGUGGACGAACCGGGUUCGAGCUCCGGAGAUAAUACGGCGUCGCUGGGUGAUCGGACGAAGAGUUUGGACGCGGCGGGAGUAAGAAUAGACAUACCCAGAAGGGCAGAAUUUGGUGGCGAGUUAUCACUGAGUUCACCCGGAUUCAGAUCGCCGGGAACUCGGUUGUUGUCCUUUAAGAGGCUCCUCAGCAUGAACAAGAAAUCUCCUAUGGGGACGCCGUGUGGAGCCGGGACGAGUUUUGUGCCGGUGGGAGCCACCGAGUUGGACCUGGAGAGUGGGAGGAAUGAGUUGACUCAGGAGUCAACUGGAGCACAUACGGCAAGGUAA